AUGCCAUUCUCAGAGUAUCCCAAGUGCAGCGCCCUCAGCGACUCUCCGCGUAAGGACUCUGCUAGACCCCCGGACGCUCGAAAGGAGGAGAACACCAAACAAGCCCGCGUCAUGCAUGCCACCGCCGCCGAAGGCCACUCCGUACGAUGCUCCAUCGACGACUUCUGGUCGACGUAUGUCGAGCCCCAUGGCUACUACCGCCUCUCGAAGGAAGACCAUGCUGCCAUUAUUGGCCAGCUGACGGACGACCGUCAGUUCUAUGGUGGCAAGUGGAAAGAAUUGCUGCCCCGGAAAACCCUCAAAACCGAGAACGCACACUUCGGCCGUCUAGUCAAAGUCGUCGAAGCCGUGGUGAAUGCUGCUGCCACAUGCCCAUCUGGUCGCUUCGCGCUGGACGGGCGGUCGUCCCUUUUCGAGAGUCGACCGAACGAGGAGACUCUUUCCGAAGUGCCCGGCUCUUCUUUCCACGUCGAUGCCCUGCACUACCUAUCCCAGUCCACCUACGCGCAAAACACUCGCUCCGGGAGCGCACACUCCCAAAUCAUUGAGUCCCUCAGCGACAACUCGAAGCGUAUCAUCAACACGGCAGACGUCGUGGCGUCGAUGGAAGUCAAGAUCAAGCUUACAGCGGCUACUAUGCGUGAUGACGAAGACAAGACCAUUGGUGCUGCGGGUCACUACCUCUACGCCGACAUCCGUCGGAGAUUUCACUUUGCCAUCACCAUCGAGGGCACAACAGCGCGUCUGUGGUGCCACUCUCGCUCGCAUUCCAUCGUCACCGAUGCGUUCGACAUCCAUGAGGACAAGGAACAACUAAUAGAAUGGAUCGUGUUCGUGUCCUUCGCGAAAGAGUACUCGCUUGGCUUCGAUCCGACCGUCAUUCGCGUCGUCGAUGGGACGAAUCAGUGGCAAUACCAGUUUGAUGUCCGCCACGAGGAUGGCGUCGUGCGCACGUACCAGACGGUCGCCAUACUGCACGAGAACUGCGCAGCGUCGCUCUACAGGCGCGCCAUGCGGGUCUUCAAGGUCAAGCGCGUUACGGAAAAGGGCAAGGCCGACACCUUCUCCGAGGAAGACACGCAGGAGUACGCGCUGCGCGAUUACUGGCUCUUCGACGACAAGCAAACCAAACUGGAAUUCCAGAUCCAGAGCGAUCUCAAGGACGCUUUGAAGGCUUCUACGCAGUCGCCGGAGGAACUGGAGGAGGUGUGGCAGCACUUCCUGCAGAUUGUAGCCGACGGUGUGGUGGACUGGGAGACCUUUGUCGACACCGUUCCCGCCCCUCCGGAGAAUGCCGAAGCCUACGAGUACGUAGACGAGCAGAACCCGAAGGGCAGGAAGGCCACCAAGCCUAAGGUCAAGGGCAGCAGUCUUCGUGACAGCGCAGGCUACAUCGGUCCUCAGGUUGUUGCGCCGAAGAAGCCCGAAGCACUGCAACUUCUAGGUCGCAAGCACUGUCGGACGUUGUACCGCCAUGUCUGCACUGACCUCUACAAAAUCAACGAUCCCGCUGUCUUCUUCUUCGCCCUCGAUCAGGCUGUGUACGUCCUGACCUGGUUUCGUCGCAUCGGCUGGAUGCAUCGAGACAUCAGCCCAGGCAACAUCAUGAUUCGAAGCUUGAGAUCCGCGGCGCCCUCUGAACCCCUGUGCAAGCGCUACAUGGUCCAAGUCGCUGACCUCGAGUAUUGUCGAGAGUACACCAGGAUAUCUCGGCACGACCCCCUGACGGGUACGGGCGACUACAUGGCUGUCGAGACGCAACUUCGCAAGCAUAUGUUCCAUGGAGGACUGCGGGUCACAAAGCUGGCAGCCGUCUAUUUUUCCCACAAUUUCCUCCACGACCUUGAGUCUACAAUAUGGAUGGCCCUCGAAUUCGCUAUGCGCCAUGUACCUCGCGAGCUGCUCACGACUAAGCGCUGGCAAGACAUCGGACCGAUCUUGUCAGCCCUGAAGACAUGGGCUGAUGAUAUAUUCCCCAACAGCACUCAGGCGUCGGCGAAGCGAAUCGAUCUCCUGCAGGACAACGCCGCCCAGGCAGAGGUUAAGCACUUGCUUCGGUCGGUCUACGGCGACGCAUCCCCAAUGGCCAGCCUUCCAGGCCUUCUCCCCGAUCUCGUGGAGGUAUACAUGGCUGUUGAGGGACGCCUCGACUUGGAUGACGCUCCGAAGGACAAGGACGGCAAUCCCCAGCGCAUGCCGAAGGAGCUCUUCGACGAGCACGCGAAGAUCUACGAUACUAUCCGCGCUUCCUUCCAAAAAGUCUCAAAGUACUACACCGACCUUGAGGGCCAGGACGCCUUUAUACCGUUCAGGCGAAUCGACCUCGAGUCGGGUAAAUUCAUCGAAAAGCCCUCUCCGUCGCCAUCCGAGGGCACCGCACCCAAAGCCAUGGACGUCGACGAGACAGGACAGGGGGAGGCCGACCAAGACCCCGAGGCCAAGGUGGCACUCGGCCAGAAGCGGAAGAAGUCGACGAAGCGCAAGGUGCAGGACGGGGCCGCACCUCGCUCGAAACGCUCGCGGACUAUAGCACCGGCAGCACCGCCUGCACCGCCUGCAGCCCCACGCCGCUCGCGUAACCGAACGAGGAGCAACGACUCGCAGCAGCCCCUCCGUCGAUCAAGCCGGCUCGCAGAGCGGUCUAGGAGUCGUAGAUAG
This is a messenger RNA of Schizophyllum commune H4-8, 2658 nucleotides long. RefSeq lists its product as uncharacterized. The coding region runs from base 1 to 2658 and encodes 885 amino acids. Lineage: Eukaryota; Fungi; Basidiomycota; Agaricomycetes; Agaricales; Schizophyllaceae. Gene Ontology annotation, molecular function: ATP binding; protein kinase activity. The record is from RefSeq and is a predicted model, not a curated record. Gene Ontology annotation, biological process: protein phosphorylation. The transcript is spliced from 5 exons.